Messenger RNA from Pocillopora verrucosa, 779 nucleotides. The record is from RefSeq and is a predicted model, not a curated record. Lineage: Eukaryota; Metazoa; Cnidaria; Anthozoa; Scleractinia; Pocilloporidae.
CUGAGAGCAUAUGAGACGCAUCAUGGAAGUUCUUUACUCCUUGUUGAUCAUUUUUUUUAUGGCUGACACCUGCUGCAGCCAGACGUGCAAGAAUGCAAAUUGGUGGCAUACUUUUGACCGAGAGGGAUGGUCUUAUUGUGACUCCGAAAAUCAAUACAUAACUGGUCUUUGGAGGAAUGAUAACAAGGGGUCAAAUGAUGGUAUCUAUCUCAUAGAGCAUGCUAAGUGUUGUUUCGCCCCUUACGGAGUACAUGCGCAAGACAUACCAGCAUCCUGCAAGAAAGCCAAUUGGUGGAAAGUUCUUGAUGGCACCAACAAGUGGGCAACCUGUCCUGAUGGAUACUUCAUGGGAGGUCUUUAUAGGACAGGGAAACACCAUUGGCUGCAUAACAUCGAAGAGGCUCGAUGCUGUAAGCCGGUGGGGUUGCCAGAAAAAUAUGCAGAUUGCUAUGAUGAGAAUGUUUGGAGCUCGUUUGAUGGUAAAGGACUUAGCGAGUGCAAGCGAAAGGGCUACUACAUGGCUGGAAUAUUUAGAGGGGAAUGUGACAAGCUGUACUGUCUUGAGAAGUUUAAAUGUUGUCGAAUGAUAGAAAUUGAAGGCACGCACAAUCAAGCAGAUGAAACAGGCAAAGAGUGAUUCUCAAAAACCAGAUUCGGCGUGCGGUAGAGGCAAGGUGAUGGGUUAGAUGGAAAUUUUAAAGUUUUAAACGCAUGUCGAUUGUAGGGAAACAAUAUUACGUGGCAUCAACAAUAAAGGCAUUGUUACCUCUACUUUCCCC